GGGGGACCUGAUCGGAACCAGUUCAAUGACCACCUAACAGAAGUUUAAACAGGUUGAUAGAAUAAAAAUAUCAACCAUGUUGACCGGGCUUCUCUGCCUUCUGUUUGUGGGCCUUCAGAGCGGUUCUGGUGAAGCAGAGCUGAUUCCUCCCAGCAACCUCAACAUGAUCACCUUGAACACCAACUACACUCUGGUCUGGGACUGGGACUGGGAAUGGGACUGGGACCAGAGCUCUGCUGGAGCAGACCAGGUCACCUUCACUGUACAAUAUAUCGGGAUCCACCAGCUGAGGCGGAGGAACCCGAGGUGGAACCUGGCGUGUUCAGAGACAUCUGAAAGGUCAUGUGACCUCACUGAGCUUCAGAUCCUCUACCUGGGCAUUUAUGUGCUCCGCGUUCGCGCCAACAUGGAUGGACGCCACUCUGAUUGGAGCCAAAAACAGUUCUGUCCUGAUAAAGAAGCUGUUCUUGGACCUCCCUCUAAAGUGCGGCUGGUUCUUGAUGUUAGCUCUCUGGAUGUUUCCAUCACGGACCCUCAGACCAGCACCAACACCUCCAUGAGGGAGUAUAUUCCUAAACUGGACUUCAACAUUGUUUACUGGGAACAGGCUGAAAAUGGGAAGGUUUUGGAUCUGAGGGCGUUAAAAUUGCCGAACAACCUGGUGAACCUGCCCAACCUCAAAGAAUGGACGCUGUACUGCGUGCAGGUCCAGUCGCUCUACGAUUUCUACAACAAGAGCAGCAGCUACACCCAGCCUCUCUGCAUCCGCACCGAAGGAGUCACUCCUUGGUGGAAAAUCUCCCUCUACUUCCUGGGCUCUCUGCUGGUGGCCUUCCUGCUGGUCAUGGCUGCCCUCUACGGAAGCCAUCUGUGCGUUCAGAUCUGCAAAGCCACGCUGUUCCCCGGCGAGAAGCUGCCCUCUCACUUCAAACAGGAGUCCGACUUCCCGCGCCUCAUUGUCUCCGAGUCUGAACUGGACCUGUGCGAUCCUGUGAUCGUCUCCGCAGAGUCUGCGCGCCUGGAGAUCAAAGUGGAUCCGGCUGUCGACUCUAUGGUGCCCCCAGCUGGACUGGAGCAGGACAGCAGCGGCAGACACAGCCGUCAGAACAGCAGCAGCAGCGGCGAUUCAGGCAUUUAUUCUGCCGGAGGAAACUCCAGCGGCUUGCAUCCCAACAUGACCUCAUCCUCCCAGAAUGCUCAGCGAAGCUUUGACUCGGAGAAGCGCAAGAUGUCGGACAUGAACCUCGAGUUUAAAGGCUUCCCCGUCGUCCCAGAUGAGGGAGUCGUAGACGUGGAGGUCUAAAGGAAAGGGGGCGCUGUUGGCCGUGUUCCACAUGAGACCAAAUAAUGAGCGUCUGAACUGGAAACCCCUGAUUGGUUGGAGGCUUCCGAGCGUCCUCACUGGGAACCAAUCACCGCCUGAUAGGAAGGACUGCUGAUGCUGCUGCCUCUAUCCUCAUCCAUGCUGUGAUUCCUGUGGGAACCUUUUAUUGUCACGUUGUGUAUAAAGUCACUGUCUGUAUCCUGCAGCACUUAAUGAGCAUUAAUUAUGAAUGUUGAUUGAUCAAUGAAGGGAUUUUUGUGAAUAGGAUUUUAAAAAAAGAACAACUGGGCUAAAUUGGUGUUUCAAACUAGCUGAAGGCAAACAUUUUACUGACCUGUAAUCUGACUGUACAUAUGAGCUGCUUCUGGCAUUUAAUAAACCAAUCCUUGUGUGUGAC
Molecule: messenger RNA, 1721 nt
Organism: Cyprinodon tularosa
Lineage: Eukaryota; Metazoa; Chordata; Actinopteri; Cyprinodontiformes; Cyprinodontidae
Gene: il10rb
Product: interleukin 10 receptor, beta
Exons: 8
Coding region: 77-1303 (408 amino acids)
Molecular function (GO): protein binding; interferon receptor activity
Source: RefSeq, a predicted model, not a curated record